Messenger RNA from Raphanus sativus (radish), 2381 nucleotides. Its product is annotated as exocyst complex component EXO70A1. The transcript has a single exon. Gene Ontology annotation, cellular component: exocyst. Gene Ontology annotation, biological process: exocytosis. The record is from RefSeq and is a predicted model, not a curated record. Bases 229 to 2136 code for a protein of 635 amino acids. Gene Ontology annotation, molecular function: phosphatidylinositol-4,5-bisphosphate binding. Lineage: Eukaryota; Viridiplantae; Streptophyta; Magnoliopsida; Brassicales; Brassicaceae.
CUUCGCGACCAAGGUCUCUGGUCAGGAUCACCUUUCCCCCUUUUCGUCUCUUCUUGAAUUGAACCACCUGCGUACGCUCGUGUGACCAUCUUCUUCUCCAAUCAAGCUUACUGUAUCGCCGACGGUUCAAUCUCUUCCUCCAGCUUCUUCGUCUUAAUCGCCGGCACCGCCGUCGAAUUUCAUCACCGUCUUCUUGGCUAUUUGAAUUCGUUUUGUUCUGAUUGAACCAUGGAAUCCCCGGAUAUUCGUGGCGGUUCCGACGCAGCGACGACGCUCGAGACGGCGGAGAAGAUAAUACUCCGGUGGGAUUCGACAACCUCGGAGGAAGCGAAAGAGAAUCUCAUCUUCCAAAGCGACCGAGACGAAGUAGAUCGUUACUUGCAAGCGGUCGACGAAGUCCAACGCCUCGUCUCCUCCGUCUCCAUCUCCGACAGCCACCACCACCACGAAGUCAAAGCUAGGUCAACGAUACAAAUCGCCAUGGCUAGGCUCGAGGACGAGCUCCGAAACAUCCUCCUCUCUCAGACAUCAACUUUCGAACCCGACUCCCUCCUCCUCGACUCGUCCGCUUCCGCUUUCGCCACACGCGCCGAUCUCGAAGACAACACCGAGACGGUUGGAGCUGACGAGGGGGAGGGAGAGGAGCAGGAACAGGAGGAAAUGAAUCUGGUUCUACCGGACGGUUCAGAUUCAAAUUCCGGUUCAGACCCCGGUUCGAGCCGGUUAUCGAGCCGAAGAAGCAGUUGCAAAUCCACAAGCAGUAUACGCGAGAUCGAUCUCGUCUCCACGGAAGCCGUUUCCGAUCUGAGAUCGAUCGUCCACCGCAUGAUCGGAGCCGGAUACUCCCGCGAGUGCCUCCAGGUGUACGGGAACGUGCGCAAAUCCGCCAUGGAGACGAUCUUCAAGCAGCUGGGGAUAGUGAAGCUAGGGAUCGGUGACGUUCAGCGGCUCGACUGGGAAGCCGUCGAAGUGAAGAUCAGGAGGUGGAUACGCGCGGCGAAAGUCUGCGUUAGGGUUGUGUUCUCGAGCGAGAAGCGUCUCUGCGAGCAGAUAUUCGACGGCGGAGAGAUCGAGGAGACUUGCUUCAUGGAGAUAGUGAAAUCCUCAGCUCUGCAGCUCUUCACUUUCCCUGAAGCGAUCAGCAUCAGCAGAAGAUCUCCCGAGAAGCUGUUCAAGAUUCUUGAUUUACACGAUGCUUUAGCUGAUUUGUUACCUGAUAUGGAAGAGAUCUUUAACUCGGAAUCCUCAGAGACGAUUCUUGUUCAAGCGACGGAGAUUCAAUCGAGAUUAGCGGAAGCGGCGAGAGGGACGCUUGUGGAGUUCGAGAACGCGAUUUUUCGCGAGCCUUCGGUGGUUCCCGUCCCUGGGGGAACUAUACAUCCGUUGACAAGGUAUGUGAUGAACUAUCUGAACUUGAUUGCAGACUAUAAGGAGACUCUGGAGGAGCUUGUAAUGUCGAAGCCCUGCGCGGGGUUGAAGUGUACUAAUGAUCCGGUGAAGCCGGAUAUGGAUCUAAGCCAGCUUGAAGGAAGAACACCGUUAGCUUUGCAUUGUAUAUGGACCAUGGUGAUGCUACAGUUCAACCUAGAAGGGAAGUCUUUGCAUUACAAGGACGAGGCUUUGUCGCAUAUAUUCAUCAUGAACAAUGUGCAUUACAUAGUUCAGAAGGUGAAAAGCUCGCCGGAGUUGAGAGAGAUUAUAGGAGAUCUUUAUUUGAGAAGGCUUACGGGGAUAUUCAGACACGCGGCGACUAAGUAUCAGAGAGCCACGUGGGUGAGAGUGUUGAAUAGUUUGAGAGAUGAAGGGUUGCAUGUGAGCGGAAGCUUCUCUUCCGGUGUGUCGAAAAGUGCGCUGAGAGAGAGGUUUAAAGCUUUUAAUACGAUGUUUGAAGAGGUUCAUAGGGUUCAGUCGACGUGGUCGGUUCCAGAUGCUCAGCUUAGAGAAGAGUUGAGGAUAUCUUUGUCGGAGCAUUUGAUUCCGGCUUAUAGAUCGUUUCUUGGGAGAUUCAGGGGACAUAUAGAGAGCGGAAGACAUCCAGAGAACUACUUGAAGUACUCCGUUGAGAAUCUUGAAACAGCAGUGUUGGAUUUCUUUGAAGGAUAUACCACGGCUCCACAUUUGAGACGGUCUCAGUGAAGUGAAGACACGGUAUCCACUUUCAUUGUAAUGGGGUGUUCAGAUAAAUCUACAGCUUCUGGUGAAUGAUAUAUAUUUCCACUCGCUUGUACUUGUAACCAUAAUUUGUUGAGUGUGUUGUUUGUUUGUUACCAAAAUUUUCAAUACUCCAUUUGUUGAUAAAUGUUUGCAUUUGUUGCAUAUUUGUAACACUUUUGUGUGCUUACGAUUCGUUAGAAACACAUCUAAAUGUUUUUUUUUAAUUA